Messenger RNA from Ostrea edulis (European flat oyster), 2751 nucleotides. RefSeq lists its product as uncharacterized. Bases 178 to 1443 code for a protein of 421 amino acids. Lineage: Eukaryota; Metazoa; Mollusca; Bivalvia; Ostreida; Ostreidae. The transcript has 7 exons. The record is from RefSeq and is a predicted model, not a curated record.
GGAACUAAACAUCCGAUUUCAAAGCGUCUCUGUUCAUCCCAGACAUUGACAACAGCAUUGUGUACAUUACGAACGAAGUCAAUCUGUAUUUGCUCUCCACAGGACUGGAUUCAUUGAUGGCAUUGUUCUAAUUAGCGAAUUAUUCGACAGUAACAGCCACAUGUUAAGAAGUGAGGGAUGGAUAGUGUCACAUGUCUUUGUAUUGUCUUAGCUGAAAUUUUAUGUUUUGUACAAGCCCAAACCUUUGAAAUUAAGAAAGAGUUUAUUGACGGCAAUCUGACUUUUACUUGGAGGAAUGUUUCCACACGUCGUAAUGAUAUAGUGAUCACAAAGGAUGAAAGUAAGAGUGGCUGGAUACAAAUCCAUGAUGACAAGUACACAGUGGAGGAUGUAUGGAAGUACAAAUCUGUAACGAUCAAUGUACGGGAAUACACAUCAGCAGACCAUCAAUCAUAUAAAGAUUACAAUUCAACAUACACUGGUACCCCAAGGCUUGAUAUAUCUGCUAAAUUCCAGUACGUCUAUUGGUCAACAAGUGCUUCAGAUGUCAAACUGAAUGUGGUUGUACCGGUUAUCUCAAGUGCUCUGUCCGACGAUAAAACAUUUGAAUGGGUAAGACCAGCGCACACCACCAGCAUCAUCGACACAGUAGUAAAACAGCUCGACGACGUCAAAUAUAAGUACAGAAUCAUCAGCACUAUAUCUGUUACUAAUCAGAAUUGUUUUGGAAAUUACACUUUGCGAUACGAUGAACAUGAUAUCGUAACCAUCACUAUCAAUGAUAAAGAUUUCCGUGAUCCGUCCUCGAAAACAGAUUACAGAUUACAGAGUAUUGUGAUUGGUGUCUCGGUAGCUCUCUUCAUCAUCAUUGUGGUAGGAACUGUUGCAGUGAUGGCUUGCGUUCGGAGAAAGAAGUCAAACCAACAGCAACCACAACAGGAUAGAAUUUCGGCCAUCAUCACAAUCGACGACAGUUCACAGCCUGAUCAGGUGGUAGUAACAGAUAACGACAGGCCUCAGCCUGAUCAAGUACAGUACGCCGUUGUUGACAGAAAUACUUUGAUGAGGAACAGAAACCAAACUGACAAAGGGACAGAUGGUGCCACCAAGAAUAAAAACGAUGAAAAUGAUGCAACGUAUGCCAAAACGGAAGAGUCGACAUUGAUGACUAAAACAGAAAAUAAGACGAACGACGAAAAGGCAACACCUCAAGGUGACGACGAGAAGACAAAUACAAACAACGGAAACACGGAAUCCAGGACAGUGAACCAAGAAGGUUUGAUUUACAUCGACGUUGCCUUCGCAAACAAACCCGAAAGUUCCAACACGAACAAAAAAUCCGUGGUACAUGGAGAGGAAGAUAAAACAGAGUACACGUUCGUGGAUUUCUCAAAGAAAGCGUCAUCUAUACAAGAAAAACCGGAUGAUAAUAAUUCAGACUAAAUGUCUGAGUAACCAAGAAAAUGGGGAGCAUUUUCAAUGACAUUACUAUUCACACUAUGCAAUACUAAAAGAAUCAGAUAGCUUACAUGAGGAAUAUGCUUUGGUUCCAGCUGACAAAACUUGCCACAACGUUGUCUAUGUUCGUAAGGGUCAUUAUUACAACUGUUUUUUAAACGAAUUUUAAUGUCACUUUGGGUAUUCGCACUUAUACUCCGACUGCCCUCUUAAGAGGUGAAAUUCUUCAAAAUCAUGCUUCAGUUUUAGAUAUAAUUAGUAUUCCAGUCAAUGGGUCGGCUGAAUAUGGGGUACGUACCUAUACUUGAUUCCUAAACUUCAUAAAAACCCUUAGAAACAAAUACGCAUUGCUGGAUCCAGUAAAUGUUCUACCAAGCCCCUAUCUUUGCUCCUCACGAAAAUGUUAAAAGCUGUGAAAGAAAAACUUCAAACUUACUCUGCGACUACAUAUGCCAGAAGUGGUGUUAAUCAAAUGUGGAUUCUAAAAAAAAUAUAAAACAAUAGGUCGAAUCCAAACUUAUUCGGCACAUACAGUGAUAUAUUGCGUUUGAAGUAUACAUUAUGUAAUGCAUAAGUUAUUUAUCUAAUCUGACACACACGUUUGUUAUAUAAGCUGUACAUUAUGUUUCUUAUCUCAGUGUACACUAUAUAGUGUUAAUAACUUUUCUAAUUUUAGUUUACCUUAUACAGUGUGUAAAUCAUUUCUCUUAUCUCGGUAUACGCUUUAUAGAGUGUAAUUUUUCUAAUGUUAGCAUAUGCUAUAGAUUGUGAGAGUUAUUGUUCUUCCUUUGGUAUAUUCUUUAGUUUAUAUUUGUAUUUCGAAGAUGUUAAAUUACUGUAUGAUUGUGUAUAUAGUAUUACUAAUCUCUAUCAUUGAAUAUUUCCCUAUCUGGAUAUAUCAUCUUCAAUAGAUAUUCAAAGAGUCAUGAUUUAAUCUAACUUUACAGUUUCUUUUUACAGCUGAUUUUGAUAGAUGUUUUGAAAUUCUAGGCACAAAAUAUUGAAAAUGGUUCAUAAUUUAAUAUUUACAUUCACUUUUCUUUUGAAAUUGACAUUGAUUUUAUAUACGACAAGCAAUUCAUGUUUGUUACAAACUACUUCGAUCUCCUUUUUCAAAGCCAUAUGUCUGCGUAAUAAAUACCAAACACAGAGCGUUAUCAAUGUCAAAAUGUACACUGGUUCUUCUGUUUAAAGUAAGAAACGAAUCACCAAUAUGAUAUUGUCAGUACUUGAACAUAGUGUAUACAUUCUGUAGGUUACAAAAUAUAUAAAACAUAUAUAUAUCUCAUAAAA